AUGGCGCAAAACCUGUUGCCAUUCUGUGUCAUUGCUUUACUAGUGAUUACCGUCGGAGUCAACGCUAAACGUGGCUGCUCCGCUUUCGGUCACUCCUGUUUCGGCGGUCAUGGAAAACGAUCCGGUGACUCCAAUAUGGUAGAUCAAGCGAAUUCGGAUGUUAUUGACAGUCCACAACUAGGACAGGAAGAGACCCCGCCUCACCCCAUAUACCCGCAAUCUGGUUAUGGAAUCCUGCCUGGAGACGACAUCAUUCCUAUCAGAGAUGGAGGUGUGUACGACAGGGAGGAGAAUAACGUGAGAGACGCUGUCAAAAUGAAGUUACGGAAUAUUCUCAAAUAUUGGAUGGACAACUAUAGGCGAUCGAGAUUGACCAACGACGGAUACUACAUUGAGAAGUUGUAA
Messenger RNA from Melitaea cinxia (Glanville fritillary), 405 nucleotides. It is a transcript of the gene CCHa2, whose product is annotated as neuropeptide CCHamide-2-like. The transcript has 5 exons. The coding region runs from base 1 to 405 and encodes 134 amino acids. Lineage: Eukaryota; Metazoa; Arthropoda; Insecta; Lepidoptera; Nymphalidae. The record is from RefSeq and is a predicted model, not a curated record.